AUGGACCAAACCCAGCGUGCAAACAUGUCUUGCUAUCACUGCGACAAGCAGCUGGUGGCCUGUAGGUACAUUCUCAACGAUGACUAUCCCUACUGCAUCACCUGCUUCCAGGAGUUGUUUGCCCACACCUGUGAGCAGUGUGGUCAGCUGAUUGGUCUUGACCACAAGGAUCUGUCCUACAAAGACAAACAUUGGCAUGAGUUUUGCUUCAAAUGCAGCAACUGUCAGAAGUCACUAGUGGAACAACCGUUUUCCACCAAGGAGGAACAGAUCUACUGCUCUGACUGCUUUGAUAAUGCCUUUGCUGCCAGGUGUGAUGAGUGUGGAGAACCUUUUCGUGGAGGUAUGAAAAAGUUUGAGUACAGAGGCAAACAGUGGCAUGAUCACUGCUUUGUUUGCCUUGAAUGUCUUGAACCAAUAGGCACAAAGAGCUUCAUCCCAAGGGAUGAAAAAGCCAUCUGUGUGCCUUGUCAUGAGAAUAAAUAUGCUCAGAGAUGCUCCAAAUGUAACAGUGUAAUUUCCAAAGGUGGAAUAAGCUACAAGAAUAUGCCCUGGCACCGCGAGUGUUUCACCUGUACUAGUUGCAGCAAGGAACUGGCAGGAGAAAAGUUCACAUCCAAGGACGAGCUGCCAUAUUGUGGAGAAUGCUAUGGAGACUUGUUUGCCAAACGAUGUGUUCACUGCACAAAGCCUAUCACAGGCAUUGGUGGCACCAAGUUUAUUUCAUUUGAAGACAGAAACUGGCACAGCGACUGCUUUAACUGCAGCAGAUGUAAGGCAAGCAUGGUUGACCGAGGUUUCCUCAUGGAUGGAGAUAAUGUCAUGUGUCCGGAAUGUAGCCAAAGCUAA
Molecule: messenger RNA, 849 nt
Organism: Candidula unifasciata
Lineage: Eukaryota; Metazoa; Mollusca; Gastropoda; Stylommatophora; Geomitridae
Source: the annotation of a GenBank genome assembly